Hibiscus syriacus is the source of this 1297-nucleotide messenger RNA. RefSeq names its product probable pectate lyase 5. The record is from RefSeq and is a predicted model, not a curated record. Gene Ontology annotation, molecular function: pectate lyase activity. Lineage: Eukaryota; Viridiplantae; Streptophyta; Magnoliopsida; Malvales; Malvaceae. Bases 1 to 1296 code for a protein of 431 amino acids. The transcript is spliced from 4 exons.
AUGGAGAAAGAAAGGAAGAAAGAGAGGGAGUUUGUCUUUGAGUUUAGAAGCUUGAUGUUUGAAAACAAGAAGAUCCCACAUUACUUGUGGAUUGAGAGAGUGUCGGUGUUACGUUUUAAUUUGUUUCAUCAAUGGCCACUCCAUUUUUUUUCAUUUUUCUGGUUUAAUUUUCUAUACUGCAGGAGCAUAACAAAUGCUACCAUGGCGAAGAGGAGGAGCUCGGGGUUUCUCUCCUGUGGAACCGGCAAUCCGAUCGACGAUUGCUGGCGGUGCGAUCCUCACUGGGAAAAGAACCGUCGUAGGCUAGCCGAUUGCGCCAUAGGGUUCGGCAAGCACGCCACUGGUGGGAGGGACGGGAAAAUAUACGUGGUGACGGACUCCAGUGAUCACGACCCCGUUAACCCUAAACCAGGAACCCUAAGACAUGCCGUCAUUCAAGAUGAACCGUUAUGGAUCAUUUUCGCCCGUGACAUGAAGAUCAAAUUGAAGGAGGAAUUGCUUAUGAACUCGUUCAAGACCAUCGACGGUCGAGGCGCCGACGUCCACAUUGCCGGCGGGCCCUGCAUUACUGUUCAGUACGUGACCAACAUCAUCAUCCACGGGAUCAACAUUCAUGAUUGCAAGAGAGGAGGGAAUGCUUAUGUUAGGGACUCUCCUAGUCAUUAUGGUUGGAGGACGAUAUCGGACGGCGACGGGGUGUCGAUAUUCGGAGGUAGCCAUGUUUGGGUGGACCAUUGCUCGUUGUCGAAUUGCAAUGACGGGAUGAUUGACGCCAUUCACGGCUCCACCGCCAUCACCAUUUCGAAUAACUACUUGACACAUCAUAACAAGGUCAUGCUAUUGGGACAUAGUGACACUUAUAAACGAGAUAAGAACAUGCAAGUCACCAUUGCCUUUAAUCACUUCGGAGAAGGACUUGUACAAAGAAUGCCAAGAUGUAGGCAUGGGUAUUUCCACGUGGUGAACAAUGAUUAUACACAUUGGGAAAUGUAUGCAAUCGGAGGCAGUGCCGAUCCUACAAUCAACAGCCAAGGCAAUAGAUUCCUUGCACCAAAUGAUGCAGACAACAAAGAGGUGACAAAACAUGAGGAUGCGCCACAAAGCCAAUGGAAGCAUUGGAAUUGGAGAUCGGAAGGGGAUUUGAUGUUGAACGGAGCGUUCUUCACCGCAUCCGGAACCGGAGCAUCGUCGAGUUACGCCAAGGCGUCGAGCUUGGGUGCGAGACCGUCGUCGGUGGUGAGCACGCUCACUGCAGGGGCUGGUGCACUUGUUUGCAAGAAGGGCUCGCGUUGCUAGU